AUGUGUGUCUCUGGAUGUGGGGAAGUGGAGACUACUCAAUAUCUGAUGGUUUCUUGCCCCAUUUUCAGAGAGUUAUGGUCUCAUGUUCGUGCUUGGGUUGGUAUUUGUGGGGCUGAUCCGCUUUAUGUUUCAGAUCAUUUUCUGCAGUUCACUUAUUUGGCAGGUGGGGCAAAAUCAAGACACUCCUUUAUGCAACUUUUGUGGUUAUUAUAUGUGUGGGUGUUGUGGACCGUCCGUAAUAAUAGUCAGUUUAACAACACCGAAAUUUCUAUCAAUCAGAUGGUUGACAAAGUUAAGAUGCAUUCUUACUGGUGGAUGAAGGCGGCUAAUGCAGUUUUUGUUUUAGCUGUUCAUACUUGGUUAUCUUGCCCGCUCCUUUGUUUGGGUAUAGGAUAG
Molecule: messenger RNA, 396 nt
Organism: Medicago truncatula (barrel medic)
Lineage: Eukaryota; Viridiplantae; Streptophyta; Magnoliopsida; Fabales; Fabaceae
Exons: 1
Coding region: 1-396 (131 amino acids)
Source: RefSeq, a predicted model, not a curated record